Molecule: messenger RNA, 3392 nt
Organism: Camellia sinensis
Lineage: Eukaryota; Viridiplantae; Streptophyta; Magnoliopsida; Ericales; Theaceae
Source: RefSeq, a predicted model, not a curated record
UCACAUUGAAUCGAAUCUAUACAAAAAGAAAGAAAAAAAAAAUUAAAUCACGGUAAUUGAUGUGUUUCCCAUGAAAUCAAGGUGGGUUUUGUGUUUCAAUUGGUAUAAAAAUCGUUUCAUACUAAGAAUAUGCAAAACCCAAAUUAUGUUCUUAUCAGUUGGUACAUAAUACAUAAGGGAAAAGUCAUUUAGAUAAUCUGGUAUUUUAUAUUUGAUAUUGAAUCUAUAAAUUUUGAAAAAAGAAUUUCUUUUUUGAAGAAAUUAGAGAGUUGACCAAAAAAAUCAAGUCGCCUGUCAUCACAAUCAGUGUAAAUAUAUUCGGUAUAAGAAUAGUUUCAUACUUUUGAGAAUAUGCAAAACUCAAAUUAUGUUGUCAUCAGUUGGUACAUAAAAAGGCCUUAGCAUGGAAUGCCCAAAAAUGAUUCACAGAAGGAAAAGUUCAUUUAGAAUAAUGUGAAAAUAUCGAAUAAAUUUGCUAUACAGGUUAGGGAUAUUUGCUUGUGCCCUUCUUGUGCAAUUGGGUAUGAAUGAAUCUUCACUGGUGAUUGUAUUCCAAUUGUGAUUAUCUGUUGUAGUUAUUGGUACUGUUGUCAAAUUUUUCAUUGUCUUAGGUUAAAACUUGGUGUAUUAAUGUUGAAGGAGCUCAUGGGUUUGAACCCGAGGGCAAUGACUUUGUGCAUAUCUCAAUUUGUGGAUUAAAACUCAGCGUAUUAACCAUGAGGAGGGAGGUUAUGGAUAACCUGAGGACAAUCAUUUUGUGCAUAUUUAUGCCAAAGAGGAUGAUGCCCCUAGAGGAGGCAAUGCACCAACUGGAAAUGAAAUGCAACAGUUAUUCCUUCCUUAUCGUGGAUUCUGUGCUCGCAAAGGGGUUCUAGCAAACGAGAUGGUCCUCCACGAUAUUGACAUUUCAAAUGCGCUAGUUGAUUUUAUCCAGAACAACUCCAUCAGCACUAUGAUCCUUGGUGCUUCCAGCCGCAGCUCUCUAACAAGGGCAUUUAGAAAUGUAGACGUGCCAACUAGUUUGUGCAAAAUUGCACCAAACUUUUGUUCGGUGUAUGUUAUAUCGAAAGGGAAAGUUCAGAGCAUCAGGUCAGCCAGCCAACCUUCUAUACCUGGUGGUGCAGUUAGUUCCAAGCGACCAUCUCAAACACCAUUUUCAGCAGAUACCGCAGUGUCUGAAGAUUUAUGUCAAAGUAAUAGCUAUAGGAGUUGGAAAAGUGGAGGCUCCAGCACAAUGUCAUUUGACAGGAACAAUGAUUUGAUGCAGUUAACUUCAUGUGACAAGCUCUCGACCUCGAACAGCAUUGUGCCUUCACCUCAACAUUCAACUAGCAGAAUGAUUUCUUCACUGCAACAUCCAAUGUGCAAUCUUGAUCUUUGGUUUCGCUCCAAAGGGAGUUCAUCCAAUCAAGAUUCCGCUAUAGACGUCAGUGAUUUUUCAGGACCGCCUAGUUUUCAAUCAACUGAAAUGUCCUGUGAAAAUUUGGACUAUUCCCUCACAUCAGAUGUUUCCAGGACUUCUGGCUCUUCCCAAACUUCGAAUGAACUAGAGGCUGAAAUGAGGAGAUUAAGAGAUCAAUUGAAGCAAAUGAUGGAGAUGUACAAUUCAGUUUGCAAAGAAGCAAUUUCUUCCAAAGAGAAGGCAAAGGAGAUUGAUGAAUGGAAGCCAGAGGAGGAACGCAAGGUUCUGGAAGCAAAGCAAGCCCAAGAGGCUGCGAUGGCUUUGGCCGAGAUGGAAAAACAAAAAACCAAGGUUGCGAUUGAAGCAGCACUGAUGGCACAACGACUAGCAAAAUAUGAGAUCCAGAUGCGAAAGAAUGCAGAGAUGAAGGCCAUACAUGAGAUAGGAGAGAGGAAGAAGGCUAUGGACGCGUUGACUUGCUCUGAAAUUCGGUAUAGAAAGUACCCCAUUGAAGAGAUUGAAGUUGCAACAGACUACUUCUCCAAUUCAUUGAAGAUUGGUGAAGGAGGAUAUGGACCUGUUUAUAAAGCCUUUCUUGACCACACACCUGUUGCCAUUAAGGUUCUAAGGCCGGAUAUGUCACAAGGGAAAAAACAAUUUCAACGAGAGGUUGAGGUACUAAGCUACAUAAGACAUCCAAACAUGGUUCUUCUUCUGGGUGCCUGCCCUGAGUAUGGAUGCCUUGUUUAUGAACACAUGGAAAAUGGCAGCUUAGAAGACAGGCUCUUCCGGAAAAACAACUCUCCUCCAUUGCCAUGGAAAACACGUUUCAGAAUAUCUGCUGAGGUCGCCACUGCUCUUCUUUUUCUUCACCGAACAAAGCCAGAGCCUCUAGUGCAUCGAGACCUCAAACCUGCAAACAUUCUUUUAAACCGAAACUAUGUGAGCAAGAUCAGCGACGUUGGUUUAGCCAGGUUGGUUCCACCAUCUGUCGCUAAUGGUGUCACUCAAUAUCAAAUGACCGCAGCGGCUGGGACAUUUUGUUACAUCGAUCCCGAGUACCAACAAACGGGGUUGUUGGGUGUGAAAUCUGAUGUAUAUUCAUUGGGUGUUAUAUUGUUACAAAUUAUUACAGCAAGGCCUCCGAUUGGUCUGUCCUACCAUGUUGGCAAGGCAAUUGAGAGAGGAACAUUUUCGGAGAUCCUUGAUCCGAUGGUGCCAGAUUGGCCUUUUGAAGAGGCGUUGUCAUUUGCUAAAUUGGCUUUUCAAUGUUGUGAGCUGAGGAGGAGAGACAGACCAGACCUUGGUUCGAUCAUAUUACCUGAACUUCAGCGAUUUAGCAAUCUUGGUUUUGAUAAUGGAGCCGGUAACAUAGGCGGGAUCACAUAUGGAGCAACUUUUAAUGAUCCGUGUUUUCAAGUGAGAUCACCAUUUAGUGAGGAAGCGAGGAGAAGAAAUUGUAUUCAGCAGAUUGAAAUUCAGGAAAGAUCGGUGUUGAAAGAAGAUGAUUGCAGAUCGAGUCCCGAACCAGAUAGUGAAGUUUGAAACUAGUCGUGGAAAGGAUCAAGACAGGUUUGGGAGGCACUUUGUCUAGUGAAAUUGAACACUUCUUCCAUCUUCAUCUAAUUGUCAGUUGAAGAAAUUGAGGUUGUAUUUGUAUUUAUGGAUUUGCUAGCACUCAUUCAAGGAAAAAAUUAUUAGGUGGUUUCGGGGGCACCACGUGACAAUGCUCUCACCAAAUGCCAUGCCCCUGUUCUCCCAACACCCAACGCCAAAUCGUGAGUCUUACUUCCUCUACCAAUUGCAAUGCUUUUGAGGCACCAUCUGACCAUGCUCCAAAACCACCAAAUAACUUCUCCAUUCAAGGUGUAGAAUUUUAGAGCUAGAUUUCAAGAAUGGAUGGUGAAGAUUGUUAUUUGAAAUCUUCUCAUGAAUGAUUUCACUUGUAUGCAAAUAUUUAAUCAAAUUUGUCUCCUCUGUCUUUACAUCA